AUGCAUCGACACGAGAGAGUAACUAUCGACGACGAUGAUGACGACAAUGAUGAUGAUGACAACGAACAAAGUGUCAAACAAGAGGUCACCGAUACAAUCGAGAAAUUUGUUCAAUCUCGGCAUGUGCAAACAUUGAAGUAUUUACGACAUGUUAUCGAUGAAAAUCGCCAAUUGAGACUGCAUAUCGAUCGAUUGAAACGAUAUCAAGAUGAACGUUUGCCACCACCACCGCCACCGCCACCGCCACCAACAGUGCAAGCACAAGCUAAUAAAAUUGAUACUGAAGAGAUAUCAACCGAAACUGAACCGAUUCCGGAACAGCAGCAAGAAGAAAAUACUAUAGAAUUCAAUGAAAACCUCACUCAAGAAAUACUAGAAAAACCAUUCGUGAAUAUCGAACUUGUCGAUCAAGCAACAAACACUGAGAAAGAUGAAUCUGAAUCUCAGUAUAAUCUCUUGAAUGAGGAAUUGACAAAUUUAAAAAAACAACACAAUAUCAAUCGUGAAGAAUUUCGACGUGAACUCGAUCGUGUCGAUGCUCAAAAUACUCAGUUUGAAAAAGAUCUCAAAUCGACCCAACAACAGUUGAUUAUUGCUCAACGACGAAAUCAAGAGAAGCAAGCCGAAAUUCACAAUCUCGCAACUUCACUAGCUGACGAACGAUUAACAAAUGAGGCUUUAACUAUUCGUGUGAACAAUCUCGAUCAAACUAACGAACGGUUAACACAAUCAUUCAAUCAAUCCGAGAUAAUUCGAUUGGAUCUGGAAAGUCAAGUGCGAGAACUUCGCCGAAUCUUCCAAGAGGAUAAACAAAAAUUGUUUGAGAUCCAAGUUGAAUGUCGACAUCAUGAACAACAAGUGCAAAUAUCUGAACAGGAAAUUGCUUCACUAAAACAGAAACUUGACGAACAAUUCGACAAGAACCAACAGUUAAAUGAUGAGAAUGAAGUUUUGAAAGAAAAUAUCAAAUAUCUGCAAAUUCAACUACAAGAUAAAGUUCUUCAAGAACAGGAAUUUAAUCGUGAACGACAACUGAAUAGUAAUUUUAAAGAUUUCGUUCAAACUAAACGAGUUCUACAACAAUGUCAACAAGAAAAUGAACAGCUAAAGGUUGAAAUUAGAAAACUACAAUUGAAACUUGUAAAUAAAAAUGACUAG
Molecule: messenger RNA, 1158 nt
Organism: Adineta ricciae
Lineage: Eukaryota; Metazoa; Rotifera; Eurotatoria; Adinetida; Adinetidae
Source: the annotation of a GenBank genome assembly